UUGCUGUUUGACGUUCGAGUUUUGUCAUUUGUUGUUUGUUCAUGAAACGGUGAAAUUGUUAAGGAUGGAUCCAGCGUUGUUAAAAGAAUUUAAAGUAUUUAAAAAAAGUGCUUUGGAAUUACCUACAGUCGAAAAGAAGAGUAAAGUUGAGACUGCUGCACCAUCAGCACCAAGCAAAGAUGACUGGAAGAAAAAAAUGCGUCCGCCAAGUGCGCCAAAAUUGGAUGCUAAUACAGUCGAAAAGAAGGGUAAAGUUAAGACUGCUGCACCAUCAGCAUCAAGCAAAAAUGGCUGGAAGAAAAAAGUGCGUCCGCCAAGUAUGCCAAAAUUGGAUGCUAAUACAGUCGAAAAGAAGGGUAAAGUUAAGACUGCUGCACCAUCAGCACCAAGCAAAAAUGGCUGGAGGAAAAAAAUGCAGCCGCCAAGUAUGCCAAAUUUGGAUGCUAAUACAGUCGAAAAAAAGAGUAAAGUUAAGACUGCUGCACCAUCAGCACCAAGCAAAAAUGGAUGUAAGAAAAAAGUGCGUCCGCCAAGUAUGCCAAAAUUGGACGCUAAUACAGUCGAAAAAAAGAGUAAAGUUAAGACUGCUGCACCAUCAGCACCAAGCAAAAAUGGAUGUAAGAAAAAAGUGCGUCCGCCAAGUAUGCCAAAAUUGGACGCUAAUACAGUCGAAAAAAAGAGUAAAGUUAAGACUGCUGCACCAUCAGCACCAAGCAAAAAUGGAUGUAAGAAAAAAAUGCGUCCGCCAAGUGCACCAAAAUUGGAUGCUAAUACAUAUAAAACAACAGCUGGAACUUCACAAUCUCGUUUUGGUGUAUUAACUAAAAUUGUGAAACACAUGCGUACACGCCAUCAGGAUGGAGACGAUCUUCCAUUGAGUUUGGAAGAAAUACUCGAUGAAACAAACCAACUCGAUAUUGGUCAAUCAUUAAAAACAUGGCUGGCUGAUGAGGCCCUCAUCAAUAACCCCAAAAUCAAAGUUUCUUCUGAUAAUCAGAGAUUUUGUUUUAAGCCCGUGUAUAAAUUAAAAGACGGCAAAUCACUUAUACACUUAUUAAAACAAUAUGAUGACAAUGGUUUAGGUGGAAUUCUUCUUGAAGAUGUUCAAGAGUCAUUGCCACAUUGUAAAAAAAUUUUAAGAAGUCGUGCCAAGGAUAUUAUAUAUAUAACGCGUCCAAAUGAUAAAAAGAAAGUGCUUUUUUAUAAUGAUCGCACAGCUGAUUUCACAAUUGAUGAAGAAUUUCAAAAAUUAUGGCACUCGAUUACAGUUGAUGGGAUGGAAGAUAGUCAAAUCGAGGAGUAUUUAGAAAAGCAAGGAAUACGGCCGAUGAAAGCUCAAGAACCAAAGAAGCCAGUUCUACAACGUAAAAAAGCUCCAAUCAAGAAACGUGAAUUCAAGAAACUAAGACAUAAUAAGCAUUUAGCAGAUGUAUUGAAAAACUAUGAGGAUGAGACUUUGACAACAAAAUGUGUAAAUCUUCCUUUGAAGAUAGCAAUAAUUAAAUAAUA
This is a messenger RNA of Teleopsis dalmanni, 1509 nucleotides long. Its product is annotated as general transcription factor IIE subunit 2-like. The coding region runs from base 65 to 1507 and encodes 480 amino acids. The record is from RefSeq and is a predicted model, not a curated record. Gene Ontology annotation, cellular component: transcription factor TFIIE complex. Gene Ontology annotation, biological process: transcription initiation at RNA polymerase II promoter. Lineage: Eukaryota; Metazoa; Arthropoda; Insecta; Diptera; Diopsidae. The transcript has 11 exons.